UCAUCGUUAUGCGAUCUCCUAAGCGUGCAUUUCGUUAACUUGACACAACUGAAAGCUUUUGCUGCUGUCAAUGUGUAAAUAAUGGUUUAAAAUGACAGAUAAUGAUUCUUGUUCAUCGCAGGCAGAUCCUGCAGGGUCGCUGGACUCAGAACUGACGACAGAGAAUCGAUCAGACGAGCCUAAAACUGCUCCUGUCGUACUUAGUCAAAAACAAAGAAGAGCUCUUCUCAAACGAGAGAGGAGGAAAAGAAAGCGCCAAGCUCUUGCCCAAACAAGAGGAACGGAUCUGUCACAGAAUGAAGACAACCAAACUGGAGGAGAGGAAGACGAGAAGAUCGAGGAGGACCAGGGGGAAAGGUUACAUCAGGAAUGGCUGGAGAGAGAGAGAAUCGCACAGGAAGCGUUCAGGCUGAAAAGAGAGAAAGAGGAGGCGGCACAAAAAAGGAAGGAGGAAGAAGAGAACAGGAUUCGAGAGGAAUGGGAGGAACAACAGAGGAAAGAAAAAGAAGAGCGAGAGCAGAAGGAUCUGGAGAGGAAAGAAAGAGAGGAAGCUGUUCAGAAAAUGCUGGAUCAAGCAGAGAUGCAGCUGGAAAAUGGAGGUCCUUGGAAAAACCCUGAUGCUCCGAAGGAUUAUGGAACUGAAAAGGAUAAAGCCAACUGUCCCUUCUUUCUUAAAACGGGUGCUUGUAGGUUUGGAGACCGUUGCUCCAGAAAGCACGAGCACCAGUCAUCCAGCACCACCCUGAUGGUGAGGGGGAUGUUUGUGACGUUUGGGAUGGAGCAGAUCAGACGCGAUGACUAUGACACCGACGCCAGUCUGGAGUACAGUGAGGAGGAGUUCCAUCAGCAGUUCCUGGAAUUCUUUGAAGACGCUCUACCAGAGUUCAGGAAUGCAGGGAGGGUGGUCCAGUUCAAGGUGAGCUGCAACUUUGAGCUUCACCUGAGAGGAAACGUUUACGUUCAGUAUGACACAGAGGAGGAAUGCAAAGAAGCAUUCAUGAUGUUUAAUGGUCGUUGGUAUGCUGGAAGACAACUACAAUGUGAAUUCUCACCAGUAACUAGAUGGAAGACGGCUAUAUGCGGACUAUUUGACAGACAGAAAUGUCCAAAAGGGAAACAUUGCAACUUCCUCCACGUGUUCCGAAACCCAGGCAAUGAAUUCUGGGAAGCAGACCGGGAUCUUCAUAUGUCCCCUGACAGGAGUGGUGGCGGCUUUUCAAGUCGACAUUUUGGAAGCAGAGAUGGAAUGUGGUCCCAGAGAGGGAGUAGCCCUGACCGAUCUCAGCGCAGAAGGACAGAUCGAAGGAGCCGUAGCCGUGAGAGGUUUAAUUAUAGCAAGAGGCGGAGUCGCAGCUGGGAGAGGCGGAGUCGCAGCCGGGAAAGGCGGAGUCGCAGCAGGGAAAGGCGGAGUCGCAGCCGGGAGGGGCGCAGUCGCAGCCGGGAGGGGCGCAGUCGCAGCCGGGAGGGGCGCAGUCGCAGCCGGGAGGGGCGCAGUCGCAGCCGUGAGAGGCGGAGUCGCAGCAGAGAAAGAUACAAUCAAAACAGGAAAAGGCAGAGUCACAGUAGAACCAGAGAGAGAAGGAUGUCACAGCAAUCAUUAAUAAUAAGACAGAGGUCUGAAAGAGAACAAUCCAAACGGAGCAAGAGCCGAUCCCAAAGCAAAGACAAAGAAUGUAGCUUGGCAGAAAAAAGUACAAAAUCACACAGUCCAGAGAUUGUGUCCAAAAACGGAUCCGUUAAAAGUCGCCGUCAACGUAGGAAAAUCGAAAGUCCAGAGAACGCCGAAACAACAGACAAAAGUUCCGCUCCACACCGCCAUAAGCACUCUAAAAAGAGCAAGAAAAAAAAGAGCAAAAAGAAACACAAAAGGAAGAAGAGUAAAUCCCGCAGCCCGAGCUCUUCAGCCGGAUCUGAUCCGGAAGAAUCUGGAAAUGAGGUGCGUGAUGUGACUCCAUCAGAAACCGUGGAAGUGAGGACAGAGGAUCCUGCUGUGGCAUCUAGCACAUGUUCACCAGAAGACACAGCACAGAUCCAGACUUUAGAGCAGUGUCAGCUAGAAGAGGAAAUUCAUGUUGUGCUUUUAGACUCUGUUAACUCUCAAAUCUCCCAACAAUCUGGAUCGAAUACAUAAAAAAAACUCUGCUACUGUUUUCAUAGAGCUGCUGCGGUUUCAUUUUUAUUACAAAAUGCCCACUUUUCCUAGUGCUGUCAUGGUCUUUGUUGAAUGCAUUGUCUAUACAUUUGUAAUUAAAUGACUGUUUUCUAAAGA
This is a messenger RNA of Triplophysa dalaica, 2269 nucleotides long. RefSeq names its product zinc finger (CCCH type), RNA-binding motif and serine/arginine rich 2 (gene zrsr2). Gene Ontology annotation, biological process: mRNA splicing, via spliceosome. The record is from RefSeq and is a predicted model, not a curated record. The transcript has 11 exons. Gene Ontology annotation, molecular function: metal ion binding; pre-mRNA 3'-splice site binding. Bases 92 to 2131 code for a protein of 679 amino acids. Gene Ontology annotation, cellular component: U2AF complex; spliceosomal complex. NCBI's taxonomy places the organism in Eukaryota, Metazoa, Chordata, Actinopteri, Cypriniformes, Nemacheilidae.